Messenger RNA from Wasmannia auropunctata (little fire ant), 1303 nucleotides. RefSeq names its product zinc finger protein 664-like. The transcript is spliced from 5 exons. The record is from RefSeq and is a predicted model, not a curated record. Gene Ontology annotation, cellular component: nucleus. Gene Ontology annotation, biological process: regulation of transcription by RNA polymerase II. NCBI's taxonomy places the organism in Eukaryota, Metazoa, Arthropoda, Insecta, Hymenoptera, Formicidae. Gene Ontology annotation, molecular function: RNA polymerase II cis-regulatory region sequence-specific DNA binding; DNA-binding transcription activator activity, RNA polymerase II-specific. The annotation marks the transcript as partial.
UAAGUAUGAGUUAUAAAUUGCGUUGUACUGCAGUUGAGGUAGAUGAGCGUCUGCGAAUGCAAUUACAUCAAAAGCAGAACGAUGAUGUGAACACAAAUAAAGAUACAAAUAACUUUUCAGAGAACUUUCUAAAUAUUAAACAAAAGAUUAUAGACGAGGAGAACGGUCUGCAUUAUCAAAAUGAUACACAAGAGAUCAGAGAUAAAAUGAAUAUUCAUGAUUGGAACACAAUUCGAGAGAAUAUUGAUGAAAUUAGUUAUGAAAAGGAAGCUGUUAUUUCAACACAAGAUAACGAAACGGCAGUGUCAGUUGACUUAGUGACCAAAAUUAAUAUUGUUGAAAUUGAAUCUGAAGAUGUGAUGGAAGCCUCGAUAGAACAAACUAACAGCUCCAAUUUUGUUAAAAAUAAAACUGCAAACGACUGUCAAAGAUUUUCAGAACAUCAGACACUCGAACAAAAUGAACAAUCGUUUUAUUGUCACACUUGUAAAAUUAACUUUGAAAAGGAGCAAUAUUUUAAAAUCCAUAUGAAUAUACAUGAGGAAAAUACUGUUAAUUGUACAACGUGCUACUUUGCAAAAUGUUCGUCUAUGUACGAUCUGUUUCUUCAUAAACGUAAAAAGCAUAAUAUGUUUAAGAAUAUAAAACGAUUAAAAUACGCGUGUAUGAAGUGUGACAGAUUCUUUGCACAUAGUUCGACUUGGGAGAACCACAAUAAGAAUAAGUGCAUCAAUAUAACCGAUAAGUGUUGCAAAUAUUGCAAAGCGAAAUUCACGACACGUACCAAAUUGAUACUCCAUUUGAGGAAGGAACAUCAAAAUAUUCAAUUAGAGCACAAAUGCAAUCGCUGCGAUGUGGCUUUCAAAAAAAAAUUGGAUCUAGCGAAACAUAUACGAGAGAUCCACGAUUUACAGUCUCCCAAUAAACUCAAUACAAAAGAAAAAUAUGUCUGCAAAUUCUGCAGCAAGAAGUUCAACUCAUGUAGGUUGUGGAAAAAUCAUGGAAGAUUUCACACUGAAGAAACGCUUAGUUCGAAAUGUCACAAAUCUUUUCGGUCUGAUCGAUUGAAAUUGCAUCAUGUACAACGUGAAUAUAAAAAGGAGUAUGUGUGCGAUCAGUGCGGAAAAUGUUUCAGUUCGUCCAAAUUGAAAUGGCAACAUGCACAACGUAAACAUAAAAAGAAGGAGUAUAUGUGCGAUCAGUGCGGAAAAUGUUGCAGUUCGUACCAAUCGAGAUGGGUUCAUAUACAACGUGAACAUAAAAACAAGGAGUAUGUGUGCGAUCAGUGCGGAAAAUGUUUCAC